ACUGCGCAAAGCUCUACUGGCUAACUGACUUUUCUAUUGCUCAGAUAUGGCACAGACGUACUCUUUUGAACUAUUUAUUUUUGCCCUACAUGGCGUGUUGUUUUUUUUUUAACCAUUCAAAUUUGACAGGGUUGUUGACAACACUCUUAUCUGUAGUGUGUCAUAUUGACAAGGCAUCUCUCCCUUGUGCUAACUCGUAACCGUGCCGCCAUCUUGUAGCCGGAACCUCUCACUACAACCUGGCCGCCAGUCAACUGGCACUCGACCGGACAGUUUAAGAGUGUAAAUGGCAUUAAAACGUCGCUUAAGAACACACUACACGGACAUUGACAUUGAUACGUUUAAAGGGUGAGAAAACAAAAAGGAAAGCGACGGCGAACAUUGGCACGUUUAAAGGGGCAGAAAAAAGAAAGACAAAAAAAAACAGUCAACGAGUCCUACCAGCGAAAGUUGCUGCUAGCCGGGUGUCACCUGAGCCGUCGCCGUCAUAAGUCGCGUGCUAGCGGGUAAUGGAUACCGAGCCUCCCCGGGGUCGCUGUGUCGUCCAACUGGACCGCACCACGUCGCCGCCUGCCUCGGGCUCGCUUCUUAAAUCUGCAAGUCGCCGAGCGACCAACUAAACCUUGUGAGACGACGACAUGCGCUCCCUCGCCGGGCUAGCGGCCACCUUGGCGGCGGCCAGCGUCUACCUCUACGUGCUCUCCACUCACCUGCCGCCGGCGGAUGAGCACCUGCGGCCGGCCUCGCCUGGGGAGCCCGAGCCGGAGCCCCACUACUACAAGUUGAAGUUCCCGUCGGAUCUGGACGAACUGCGGGAGCUUGCAGAGAUGCUCAGGUUCUACAAGCGGGAGCACCACGGCUACGUUCUGCUGCUCUUCUGCAGCGCAUACCUCUACAAGCAGUCCUUCGCCAUUCCCGGAUCCUCCUUCCUGAACAUGCUGGCGGGCGCCAUAUUCGGACCCUGGGAGGGCCUGGCGCUGGCGUCGCUGCUCACCACCACGGGCUCCACGUUCUGCUACCUGCUGUCGUCCGCCUUCGGGAAGCAGCAUGUGGUUCGCAUCUUCCCGGACAAGGUGGCGCUGCUGCAGAGGAAGGUAGAGGAAAACCGUAGCAGCUUGUUCUUUUUCCUCCUCUUCCUGCGCUUCUUCCCCAUGACUCCUAACUGGUUCCUUAACAUCACCUGUCCGGUCCUCAAUAUCUCCAUGUCCAUCUUCUUCUUCUCCGUCUUCAUCGGUUUGAUUCCCUACAACUUCAUCUGCGUGCGCACGGGCGCCAUCCUCUCCGAGGUCCGCUCCCUGGACGACAUCUUCUCGUGGGCCACGCUGGCCCAGUUGCUGGCCGUCGCGCUGGCGGCGCUGGUGCCCGGCGCGCUCAUCAAACGCUAUGGCCGAGCUCACCUCAAGGUGGAGGGCGCGGACGGAACACGGGAGGACGAUCGGAAGAGGCGAUGACGGAGGUAGGACGAGGACUUUUCAUACCGGAAGUCUCCGCCGGUGGACCUUACACCGCCGACCUUGACGUCACUGUGAUCGAUGCGCAGUGGACUGCCGCUAUUCGCUGUGGAGAGGGGCCGGGACCGGCCGCGAAUAAUUGACGGCCAUUAUAAGUGCAUUGGAAAAAUGAUUUUUUCUUUUUAACCCCAAAAAUUCUUAUACCGCCGGUAAGAAAAAAAAUAGGGGUGAUUCCCCUCCCAAAGGAAAAUGGAAACAAAAUCUGCAACUAGGUGAAUCCGCUUGAUUUAUUUAUGGUUAUGGUGGGGUCGUGUUCCAUACCGAUGCGCAAUAGAUGAAAAACUGUGAUAUCGAGAGACAUUAAAGUCAAAUUGUUUUGCCUCUCCCAAAUGCGUUCAACAUAUUAAAACACAUUUAAGGUACGGUGGUGCGUUGAGAUAUGAGUUUAAUUUGUUGCGUGACACCACAUAACCUAAAACACGCAUCUCAAAUCAUCUUUCCCCAUUAAAAUGAACGGACGUGCCAUUAAUCUGUUGCCAACCGCCUGGCGGGGGACGGUACAAUACAGUCACCACUCAUCUUAGUUCCUCAGUAAGGUUUGUUUUGGUUUGCAGAGGAUCAAGAAUAAAUGCCUGUAAGUCUGUGUGUGUCGCUCCACCAUUGGUUAAAGUCCCUUUUUUCCCCCCCUUUAUUAAAAACACGUCAUUGUUUUGGGCGGCUUGAACGGAUUCAAGUUUAAAGUCAAGGCACCGUCGCUACAACAGCAAUAAUACACUAAGCUCAUUCAACUGCGAAGGUAUACCUAAUGAAAUGAUUUUUAGGAUUCAUCAUGUGUGUUGACAUCCAGCGCUUGUUCUUAACUUUAUAAAGUUGCAAAUGGAAUGUCAGGUUCAAGCAAAGAUGAUUUGAAACUACAGCUGUUUACAAGCACUUAUCUUUUACGUUGUUUAUUUACAUUCUCUGUGAAGCACUUAGACGUCUUAAUACUUCAUUUAUUGAAAGUAACCGUGCGCACGUGUACUUCUGUUACACAAUCUGUGUGUUUGUGUCUCUGAGGAUGAGAGAUUGUCGUUCUCUUCUUCUUUGACCACAUUUUGUAACCGUUUAAAAAAUGCAACUCUUAAGUUUUGUUUUUGUAAGUCCAUGUCAAGGGCAACGGACAAUAAAACUCACUUAUUAAAAA
Molecule: messenger RNA, 2634 nt
Organism: Phyllopteryx taeniolatus (common seadragon)
Lineage: Eukaryota; Metazoa; Chordata; Actinopteri; Syngnathiformes; Syngnathidae
Product: transmembrane protein 41A-B-like
Exons: 5
Coding region: 639-1451 (270 amino acids)
Source: RefSeq, a predicted model, not a curated record